Aureobasidium namibiae CBS 147.97 is the source of this 1191-nucleotide messenger RNA. Its product is annotated as c6 zinc finger domain-containing protein. The record is from RefSeq and is a predicted model, not a curated record. The transcript has 3 exons. Gene Ontology annotation, molecular function: zinc ion binding; DNA-binding transcription activator activity, RNA polymerase II-specific. The coding region runs from base 1 to 1191 and encodes 396 amino acids. NCBI's taxonomy places the organism in Eukaryota, Fungi, Ascomycota, Dothideomycetes, Dothideales, Saccotheciaceae. Gene Ontology annotation, biological process: regulation of transcription by RNA polymerase II.
AUGACUGGCGCCGCAAGUGCCCAGAAUCGACGCCCUCCGCGCCUGAACCACAAGAAGUCACGCGCUGGCUGUCAAAGAUGCAAGGCCCGCCGAGUUAAGUGCGAUGAGGCCAAACCUGCAUGUGGAGGGUGCAAUCGCCAUCACGUACCCUGUGCCCAGCCAAAACUCGCCCUCGACCAAGUCCUGACUCCCCCAACCAUCAACGACCCUGUUACAUCUGAUGAUAUCUUGGAUCUACCCGAAUCACGCCAACGCCGUCUACUGGAACUGCGUCUGUGGCAUAAUUACGUGACCAUUGUAGCUACCCCCUUUCACUCUCCCGCCCCCAAGUCCGUCUUGGUUGAGAUCUGGAACAAUCACAUGCCUUACAUCGCCAUGCGACAUGACAACCUACUCUACACCAUAUAUGCUUUUUCCGCCACCAAUAUGUUGCGGAAUACUCCAGACGACGCCGAACUGCUCACUGCUCAGAGGGUCUAUCUUAGUCUAGCCCUUCGUGAGCAGCGUAAGGCAAUCAUUCAAUUUCACAUCCACGCCGAAGAAGCUGAUUCUCUCUGCUUUACAUCAAUUAUGAUGACCAUGAACGCAUUCGGUUGCCUACAGGAACGCAAUCGAAACCCUUACAAGCCACCCACCGAUAUGUUGCGCCUGGGUAUAGGCGCCUGUGCGAUAUACGACGAGGCUCUGAAGAGUGCCCGCAAAUUCCCUUCUUCCAAGAUUGCUACUUUCAUCGAGAAUCAGCCCUUCUUCAAAGCUAUACCCAGGAUGUUCGAUGAAGAGCAUCGGGAACCCUUCAUUGGCAUUCUGGGGCCGAAGAACGCUCAAGGCGUCUAUGAAGACUCCGAACUCUGGGAUCCCGAUGUCAAAGAAGCUUACGAGUGUACCUUGAGCUACAUCGGCACGAUGUACACAGCUGUCUUGGACGGUGAAACGUUACAUCAGAUUUGUACACGAAUCGCUGCUUUUGCGUUGUAUGUGCCCAAAAAGUUUGUGGACAUGGUUGAGGAGUUGCGUCCAAGAGCUCUGGUCAUUCUGGCUCAUUUCUUCUCGCUCGCUACUAAGGGUAGCGCGCAUUGGUGGGUUGGACAAACCCCCAUGAGAGAAGUUCAAGGCUUGAGGAGAAUCGUACCUCAGGAAUGGCAGCGACAUUUACGAUGGCCACUGGUUAUGUCUGGACUGGAGCCCGUCUGA